AUGGGCGACAAGCCCCCCGGCUUCCGGGGUUCCCGGGACUGGAUCGGCUGCGUGGAGGCCAGCCUGUGCCUCGCUCACUUCGGAGGGACCCAGGGGCGCCUCUGCCACGUGCCCCGGGGAGCGGGGCUGCACGGGGAGCUGGAGAGGCUUUACUCCCAUUUCGCAGGGGGCGGGGGCCCAGUCAUGGUUGGGGGCGACGCGGAUGCCAGGUCUAAGGCCUUGCUGGGAGUCUGCAUCGGGUCAGGCACGGAAGCCUAUGUCCUGGUAUUAGACCCUCACUACUGGGGCGCUCCAAAAAGCCCCAGUGAACUACAGGCUGCUGGGUGGGUGGGCUGGCGAGAGAUGAAUGAGGCCUUUGACCCCAACUCUUUCUACAACCUGUGCUUGACCAGCCAUAGCUCAGAACCGCAACAGCACCCCCUGGACUGAGGGUGAAGUUCAGAACUGAGACUCUCCAGUCCCAGACAUGCACCUGUGUACCUGGGGCUGGUGCCCCCGCAGAGCCUGGGCCUUUUGACAGCAGUAAUAAAAGUGGCAGGGCUGAGCAA
Messenger RNA from Callithrix jacchus (white-tufted-ear marmoset), 548 nucleotides. RefSeq names its product UFM1 specific peptidase 1 (gene UFSP1). Gene Ontology annotation, molecular function: deUFMylase activity. The record is from RefSeq and is a predicted model, not a curated record. Lineage: Eukaryota; Metazoa; Chordata; Mammalia; Primates; Cebidae.